GCUAAUGUCAUUUAAAUAAGCUUGAAAUCUUGAAACAAGCAAAGUAAAUUUUGUGCGUUGAUGUGUUGGAAGUUUUUUGAUUUUACACUUGAUUUUCUAUAAAGUAAUUCAGGGAGGUAAAAAUGACAACAUUUGACUCAAAAUACGAUAUGUUUCCCGCUGGAGAUGUGGGUGUGGUAGAAGGUGAAAUGAACAUUCCAUCUCAAGGAGGUCCUUCCGGGGAAAGUAUGGAAUUCAAUACCCUUGAUGAACCCAUCAAAGAAACAUUUAUGCGAGACUUAAGAGCUGUUGGCAACAAAUUCUUCCAUGUCUUAAUACCCAGAGAAAAGACCAGUUUACUGAAGGAUUGGGAUCUCUGGGGUCCAUUGUUGCUGUGCACCUUGAUGGCAACAAUCCUACAGGGCUCCACAGAGCGCGCUGACAACUCGAAUGAUGGAGGACCCGAGUUUGCUGAAGUAUUUGUGCUGGUCUGGAUUGGAGCAGCUGUGGUUACGGCCAACUCGAAGCUGUUAGGUGGUAACAUAUCAUUUUUCCAAUCCGUGUGCGUGCUGGGCUACUGCCUGUUCCCCAUCGCGCUGGCGCUGGUGGUGUGCCGCGUGCUGCUCUUCAUGACGCAGAACUCCUUCCUCUUUUUCUUGAGGCUCGUCAUUUCUAUGACCGGAUUCAUUUGGGCAACAUUCGCCGCGACAAAGUUUCUGGGCGACAGUCAGCCCGAAGGCAAGAAGGCUCUAGCAGUGUACCCAAUAUGCCUGUUUUACUUCAUACUGUCGUGGCUUGUUGUGUCCCACAGUAACGUUUAAAUUUUAGUACUUAUUGAAUAUAUUUGUAUUUAUUAUUGUGAUACGGACAUUUUUUUAGAAUAAUUUGUGAAUAAAUGUGUUUUCUUUUUAAGAUUAAGGAAUUUAUUGUAUUCAUUCGGUGACAACUUUGGAUUUUAUUUAUUGAAGCCACGUUUCGUGACAAGCACAAGUUAUCACAGAAGCCAAAACAAUAACUUCUACACUAUGUACUUUCGUGAUUUUUAAAUGACAUUCCAUUUACGAGUUGUUACUCCAAAAUUACUUACCACAUAACUUUUGUACAUAAUAUUAAAUUAAAAUACUAUUUACUGUC
This is a messenger RNA of Papilio polytes (common Mormon), 1113 nucleotides long. It is a transcript of the gene Yipf6, whose product is annotated as protein YIPF6. The transcript is spliced from 6 exons. The record is from RefSeq and is a predicted model, not a curated record. Lineage: Eukaryota; Metazoa; Arthropoda; Insecta; Lepidoptera; Papilionidae. The coding region runs from base 123 to 800 and encodes 225 amino acids. Gene Ontology annotation, cellular component: trans-Golgi network; membrane. Gene Ontology annotation, biological process: endoplasmic reticulum to Golgi vesicle-mediated transport.